Molecule: messenger RNA, 384 nt
Organism: Paramecium tetraurelia
Lineage: Eukaryota; Ciliophora; Oligohymenophorea; Peniculida; Parameciidae
Exons: 2
Source: RefSeq, a predicted model, not a curated record
AUGAAUUAAGUUGAACCUUUUGGCAUUAGAGUAAUACCUAUUAAGUGGGUGUUAAAAUUUGAGCCACCCAUUAUAGGGUUGGUUUACAAGCAGCAUCAGAAGGAGAAGAAAAAGCAUCUCUACUAGAUUUCAUUGAAUAAUCUGAUAUUUUUGACAAAUCCAGAAGACAUUGUGAAUCAAAUAAUUUAUGAACAUCCUGUUUAUUUGAAUAGGAAAUUCAUAAAGCAUGAGCAACUCAUCGGAUUAGUGCGUAAAUUGCUGGAUUAUAAAAGUCAGAAGUUAUAGGAAAUGGUAGAGUUUAUGGAAGAUCAUUUGGUUGAGUAUGACGAUGCAGAUUCAGAUUAGGAAGAAAAAUACACAACUAAUAAGAACUACUCUUUUUGA